GUGGCCUUCUGCUGAUAGUCGCCCUCUCUGCCGGAGUAAAGUCUUCUCUCAGUGGCAGCUUACAGGAGGGAAAACAAACCAGAAGUUUUGAGAUACAGAGCAGGGAAGCAGAAAGAAGAAAAGACACAGCUGUCCUCAAAACCGCAUUCUCUCCCAGGCUGUAUGUGGGUUUUGUACAGUCAUGGCAUCAGCAGCUCCACCAAAAAGGAUGGUGUCCUCUGUCUUCAUCACUCUGGCAUCUCCUCACCGAGCCACUGUGACACCGCAGCAGCCCGUCCUCCAGGCUCACAGUGCCCCGGCUAGAGACAAGCAGCACACUGCUGUACGAGUCAGCCCCAGUGACAACAUCCCCACCGUCAGACAUAAGAAAGAGGACCACUCACAGUCUAAGCCCUCUGGCAGUGCGGACAGCACAGGCCGGACUCGUACAGGAGUCUCCGCCCGAGCUUCAGACCCUCAGAGUCCAAAACCUGACCCACCUGGAGCCAGCAGAGGAAAGCUGCAAGAAGAGGGCGUGCAUGCUGAAGAGCUCUUCCCUCUUCCUCCUCCUCCUCCUCCUGCUGUUGCAUUGCCUUCAUCUCCUGGAACAUCGCUCUCUGAAGAAUCAGCUCUUCCACCACCUCCUCCUGCCCAGACGCCUCUCUCCCCUCUGACCCCAGGCCAGCAGCCAGUUUACAACACAGAGGUGGAAACAAGCACACCAUCUAGUGGGUUGAAACAGGAUGAACAAUCCCAUGGGAUCCAUAAUAACGGCCAAGACACGAGCGGGGAGAGUCGAGAGGUGUGUGGCUUCUGUCGGAAACCCGUGGCUCUCUCUGAACCUGCAAUAGAGGCUUUAAACAGGACGUACCAUGAUGGUUGUUUCCAGUGUAGGUCUUGUCACAUUCCCCUGGCUGGUAAACAGUACUACAACAAGGCAGGAAUCCCCCUCUGUGAGGACUGCUACCAGGCCAGUCUGGAGCUUUGCUGGGCGUGUGGGGAGGCCAUCACAGAUCAUGUGAUCCGAGCACUGGAGCGAGCGUACCACCUCACUUGUUUCACCUGUGCAACAUGUAAACAGCAAAUUGGAGAGAUGCCUUUUGCUCAGGGAGAAGUUGGAGAGGUGUACUGCCUCCAGGACUAUUACAGGAAGUAUGCUCCGAAUUGUCACGCCUGCAACCAGCUAAUUAUCCCAAAAGAGGAUGGUACUGACAGCUAUAAUGUUAAAUGCCUGGGACACUCCUACCAUGAGAACUGCUACAGAUGUGAGGUCUGCGUCAUCCAGCUCUCUCCUGAACCAAAUGACCACGGUUGCUAUCCUUUGGAUGGUAGGUUGCUUUGCAAAUCCUGCCAUCUGAACCUGGUCUCUGCCCAGCACUAACACCGGCCUCACAGCCCGGGAUACACUGCAGCUGAUGGAAAAGUGCCACGAGUCCAGGUUCAAAGUCGUGGGAGACUCUGCAUGUGCAUUUAAGACUCUGGAAUACAAACACACACCCUUUUUUUCAGCAGAAAAAUAAUGAAAUAUGGCUUUUUUUAAAAAAAGAUUUUUUUUACAAUAUAUCAUGCUCUCUGAGGAUCCUCCUUUUCUUCUUUUAUACUUGAUCAUUUUGCACUCCAUAAACUACAAAAUGCACCAAAUAUAUUUAUGCAGCAGCCUUUGCAAAAACAUACGGCAAGCAUUAUUAAGAACUUUGUAAAUCUCAGUCAGUGUACUGUUUCUCAACUGCAUUACCACUUUAUAUAAAAAACUGUCUAGAAAAAACAAACUUUAUAUAAAAGUAACCUAAUAUAUUUUAUCUUGAGGCAGGCUCCAACAUAACAUUUGUUAAAUUACACACACACACAAUCAACAAGUAUUGAGAAGUGGGAAAAAAGAUGACAGUUUCACUCACAGUAGUGUAAUUGAUUUAAAAAACAGAACACAGACGUUAGAGCUUAUAUGAAAUAAAGUGUAACAGAGCAUAAUGGAACAUCCUAAAGCACCAAAAUUUUGAUUACAUCCACUGUUUUUAAAGGUCCACUGUGUAGGAUUUAGUGGCAUCUAGUGGUGAGGUUGCAGAACUGAAACUCUUCUGGUGUGCCAGGCGUGUAAGGGAACUACUAUGGCCAACGCAAAAACUGGAAUGGCCUUAUCUAGAGCCAGUGUUUGAUUUGUCCGUUCUGGGCUACUGUAGAAACAACAUGGUGGACUUUGUGGAAGAGGACCCACUCCACAUGCAGAUAUAAACGGCUCAUUCUAAGGAAACAAAAACACAACGUUUUGUAUUUUCAGGUGAUUAUAAACUAAUGAAAACAUAGUUAUAAAUAUGAUAAAUCAUUUCUGCUAAAAGAUGCCCCUAAAUCCUACACACUGAACCUUUAACUCAUAAAGAUCUUCACUGGACUACAGGGCCUUAUAUUUGUCCUUUUUUUUUUUUUUUUG
Epinephelus fuscoguttatus (brown-marbled grouper) is the source of this 2404-nucleotide messenger RNA. It is a transcript of the gene fblim1, whose product is annotated as filamin binding LIM protein 1. Gene Ontology annotation, biological process: cell-cell adhesion. Gene Ontology annotation, molecular function: filamin binding. The coding region runs from base 182 to 1360 and encodes 392 amino acids. The transcript is spliced from 8 exons. Lineage: Eukaryota; Metazoa; Chordata; Actinopteri; Perciformes; Serranidae. The record is from RefSeq and is a predicted model, not a curated record. Gene Ontology annotation, cellular component: stress fiber; focal adhesion.